This is a messenger RNA of Larimichthys crocea (large yellow croaker), 2606 nucleotides long. RefSeq names its product neuronal acetylcholine receptor subunit alpha-7. Gene Ontology annotation, biological process: monoatomic ion transmembrane transport. NCBI's taxonomy places the organism in Eukaryota, Metazoa, Chordata, Actinopteri, Sciaenidae. The transcript is spliced from 10 exons. Gene Ontology annotation, cellular component: postsynaptic membrane. The record is from RefSeq and is a predicted model, not a curated record. Bases 384 to 2240 code for a protein of 618 amino acids. Gene Ontology annotation, molecular function: acetylcholine-gated monoatomic cation-selective channel activity; transmembrane signaling receptor activity.
GCAAAUUAGAAAGUCUGCGGGAAGCGAUGAGCAGAGAAGCAUGAAGGAUGAGUUUGAGCUGUAGGUCAGGGUAUACCCAGCUCUCAGUAUCCUAGUGACUCUGACACACAGCAUCUCCCUCCACACAGGAGUAUUUGUUUCACUGCAUCUCUCACCCACUCUGACUCUCCUGCUCUCUCUCCCUCUCCCUUUCUCCUCCUUUCCCUUCUCUGCCACUGCUGGUACCUCACUCUCUCCACUUGUUUUUUUUUUUACAACCUUUCCCCAUCUCCACAUUCUGAUCUCGAUCUCACUCUCUCUCUUUUUUUUUAAUCUGCACCCUCAUCUUCUCUCCUUAUUUUUCUUCCUUUCAUUCUUUCUCCGUGAACACAGAGGAAUGCAGUAUGUGUCAGGCUGUGGCUUUUUGGCUGUUGAUACUUUCGACUCUGCUCCGGGUGUCAGUGCAGGGUCCGCACCAGCGGUUCCUGCUCAGGGAGCUGUUGCGGGACUACAACCCCAUGGAGAGACCAGUGGCCAACGACUCUCAGGCUCUCACUGUUCAGUUCUCCUUCACUCUAAUGCAGGUCAUGGAUGUGGAUGAAAAGAACCAGAUCAUCACCACAAAUGCCUGGCUACAGAUGUGGUACGACCACUACCUCCAGUGGAACCAGUCAGAGUAUCCCGGAGUUAAGAACCUGCGUUUCACUGCUGACCAGGUCUGGACGCCUGACAUAUUGCUCUAUAACAGUGCUCAUGAUAAAUUUGAUGCCACCUUUAAGACCAAUGUGCUCGUUAACUCCAGUGGCUUCUGUGAGUAUCUGCCACCAGGAAUAUUCAUCAGCACAUGUAACGUGGAUGUGCGAUGGUUUCCAUUUGACAUCCAGCGCUGUGAACUGAAGUUUGGCUCUUGGACAUUUGAUGGCUGGCUGCUGGACCUCCAGAUGAAGGAGGCAGAUGUGUCAGGAUACAUGCCUAAUGGAGAGUGGGACCUGCUGGAGGUUCCUGGAGGCCGCCAUGAAGUUUUUUAUGACUGCUGUGCGGAGCCCUACCCAGAUGUUACCUUCGUGGUGACUUUACGAAGGAGGACCUUGUUUUAUGCUCUCAACCUCCUCAUCCCCUGUGUACUCCUCUCCUCCAUGACCCUGCUGGUCUUCCUGCUCCCUGCCAACUCGGGGGAGAAGAUCAGCCUGGGCAUCACGGUGCUGCUUUCUCUGACUGUCUUCAUGCUGAUGGUUGCAGAGAUUAUGCCCGCCACUUCAGAUUCUGUACCCCUUAUAGGUCAGUACUUUGCCAGCACCAUGGUGAUUGUUGGGAUGUCAGUCGUAGCCACAGUCAUCGUCCUUCAGUUCCAUCAUCACAACCCCAACAAUGGGCACAUGCCACGUUGGGUGCACUUGGUUCUGCUGCAGUGGGUUCCUUGGUUCCUGCGGAUGAAGCGUCCAGGAGAGGGAGCAGAGCCAACUCUUUCCAGCAUCCAGAUAGACUCUCAAAGCAAGACCCUGUCCUCUCCCACCACCACCACUACCACCACCACCAUCCACACGCCAGUGCCCUCCACCCUCCCCCAGAGCCUCAACUCCCUGCAGUCCAGCCUGGCUCAACUCAACCAUCCUCUGUCACACCCGCUGCCCCAUCGGCCAAACCCUCAGGCCGUUAUCCAUCCUAAUCCCAGCCACAGAGAUCCCAGCUCCAAUCCACAUCCACAACCCAAUGGUCAUCUGAUUUACAUGGGCUUCCAGACCUUCCAGACCACUGCAGAGCUAGAGCCAGUUCAGAGGAACAGAACCACAAGUUAUAGGAAGGUUAACAGUGGUGUGGGAGAAGGAGAGGCAGCAGCAGCAGCAGCAGCAGCAGCAGCAGCAGGAGGAGGACCGGCUGGAGAUACACCUAUCCAUCACCACCCCCCAUCUUCCAAAUUUGGGAGCACUUUACAGGAAACCCCUGUGUCCCCAGACCCUGACCCAUCGACCGCGGGAGGUGGAGGAGUGAGAUCAGCUGCCAUACAUACCCACAGCGGUGUGAUUCGAUCUGUGGCAGUAGACAGCCAGCUGCAGGCUCUUCUGGUGGAGGUACAGUUUUUAGUUGAACGCGUUAGAGAGCAGGACCGGCAGCUCAGUUUAGCAGAGCAGUGGCAGUUUGCUGCAGCUGUUAUCGACCGCCUGUUCCUGGUGGGAUUCAGUGUUUUCAACAUCAUCUGUACUAUAGCAAUUCUCAUGGCUGCACCCAACUUUGGGGAAGCGCUGUCAAAAGACUUCCUCUGACAGACCAAAAACAGAGAUUUCAAAGAGUGGGAGAUGCUGAGGAACAAUACAGAUAAUUAUUUGCUGGAAGCACAACUGCUGUUAACGAUACUGGGACCUACAACAGCAGAUAUUUCCUUUUCAGUAAGCUGGGAAUGAACUGCGACACAAGUGGACUGGACAAUGAUGACAAUUUUUUCUCUCAAUUUGAAAUAAGUUAGUCAUUUUUCAUGUCCAGAUAUACCUGAUCAGAUUUUUAUUGGCAUUCUUCUUUGCAGCAUUUUCUGUUGAAGUUUGACUGGUGUAUUUUUACCAAAAGAGCUCCAGUCGCCAGGAUGAUGUAAAAACAAUCAUCUCAAGCCUUGAUCAUUUUGGUGAAUUGUAUUU